AUGGCCAACUCACGCUGUCUCUUUAUCCUGAUCUUUUGCCUGGGACACCUGUGCCAACAUGGAGAUGCCGCCCGCAUAGAGAAACUGGCAAACAGAAAACUAUGUGCAGACAAGGACUGUUCCUAUGCCAUUUCAAUGGCCAGAGCUCUUGAAGACUAUACUGCCUCUGACUGCAGAUACAUAAAUCUGAAGAGAGGCCAGAUGAUCUAUGUUUAUUCCAAACUGAAACCAGUAGAGGGUGCUGGAGUCUUUUGGUCUGGAAGUGUUUACAGUGAUCGAUAUGUGGACCAGAUGGGUAUUAUUGGAUAUUUCCCCAGUAAUUAUGUGAACGAAACACACAUAUUUCAGAAAGAUACUGUUGAGAUCCCCACAACUGAAAUGGAUUUCUACUGUGCUUGAGGUGAAGAAUGAGACGAGUGUUGUUGGGACAGGGCAUGCUUUACUUUGCCAUAUCCUCAUUACUCUUCUACUUUGAAUCCUUAUCUCUUGUCUUCUUUUCAUGUGAAAAGAUACAUUUCUGAAAGAGUCUUGUAAGGCGU
Molecule: messenger RNA, 539 nt
Organism: Chanos chanos (milkfish)
Lineage: Eukaryota; Metazoa; Chordata; Actinopteri; Gonorynchiformes; Chanidae
Product: otoraplin-like
Exons: 4
Coding region: 1-399 (132 amino acids)
Biological process (GO): cartilage condensation
Molecular function (GO): protein binding
Source: RefSeq, a predicted model, not a curated record